UUCUGUUUUUACUUAUUUUGGGUUUCUUACGAGAAUGUAAUCUCUCUCACCUUCGUUCUCUCCUCUCCAACCAUCCUCACUUUCUUCUAUCUCCAGGUUUCUUCUUCUGCAGAACCAAAAAAAAAGAAAAAUGGGAUAUGCGGAGUUGGUGCAGUCGUAUUCAAACAAGAUACGUGUAGUUGAAGCCCCAGCAAGUGGAGGCGGUCUCAGCCAGAAUGGAAAGUUUAGCUAUGGAUAUGCAAGCUCAGCUGGGAAGAGGUCAUCCAUGGAAGACUUCUUUGAGACUAGAAUCGAUGGUAUCGAUGGAGAAAUCGUUGGUCUCUUUGGAGUCUUUGAUGGACAUGGUGGAGCCGCAGCAGCUGAGUAUUUGAAGCGUCAUCUUUUCAGCAAUCUUAUCACUCAUCCUAACUUCAUUACCGACACCAAGUCUGCUAUAGCUGAUGCGUAUAAUCAUACAGACUCUGAACUUCUAAAGUCAGAAAAUAAUAAUCACACUAUAGACGCUGGUUCAACUGCCUCUACAGCUAUUCUCGUUGGUGAUCGUUUACUUGUUGCCAACGUUGGUGAUUCCAGAGCUGUUAUCUGUAGAGCCGGAAACGCCUUUGCUGUGUCAAGAGACCAUAAACCUGAUCAAAGUGAUGAGCGUGAACGGAUUGAAAAUGCUGGUGGUUUUGUCAUGUGGGCAGGGACAUGGAGAGUUGGAGGAAUUCUUGCAGUUUCUCGAUCGUUUGGUGAUCGACUUCUGAAAGAGUAUGUUAUUGCUGAUCCAGAGAUUCAGGAAGAAAAGAUUGAUGAUUCUCUUGAGUUUCUGAUCCUUGCCAGCGAUGGACUAUGGGAUGUUUUCUCCAAUGAGGAAGCUGUUGCGGUGGUGAAAGAGGUUGAAGAACCAGAGGAGUCCGCCAAGAAACUUGUGGGAGAAGCAAUAAAGAGAGGAAGUGCUGAUAAUAUCACAUGUGUUGUCGUUCGCUUUCUAGAGAGCAAGACUGCUAAUAUCAAAGAUUCCGACAUAUCCUCAACACAUUCUAGCUCAUGUUACGAAGCGAACCAAGAGCAAACCGCAGUUAGAGAUGACUUAGACCACAAUAUGUCAACCAAACAAACCAGGCAAGACCGUACCGCAGUACACUUGGACUGUAAUGCUGAGGUUGAAGCUAGAAGCGACGAUUCAGGUCGAAUCAGCUCGGACCAAAAGACAAUUCAGAGCGCCUCAGAGUCUAAGAGCUCUUUCAAACAACCUAGUCAAGGGCACAUCAUAGCACACAACAAUUUGGACCGGACCGUUGAUAAUCAGAAGCCAGUGGAAGCUGAGGCCAUUGAAGCAACUCACACCACCUCCUCAGAACAGAGCGGAUCGAUAGGUGAAAAGAAUCGAAACUCAGCUCCAGUUCACAGCGACUCCACAACAAGCAAGGCAAGUAGCCUUCCCUCUUAUCACUGACUAAAAUGUCAACACUAACUUCAAAAUGAUCUCUUUUCUUUUUUGAGAAAUGCGUCUCGAGGUUUUUCUCGACUAAGUUAUGUCCUUCAUGUACGUUUGUUUUUGUUACCCUG
This is a messenger RNA of Raphanus sativus (radish), 1551 nucleotides long. RefSeq names its product probable protein phosphatase 2C 59. The record is from RefSeq and is a predicted model, not a curated record. Gene Ontology annotation, molecular function: cation binding; protein serine/threonine phosphatase activity. The transcript has 8 exons. Lineage: Eukaryota; Viridiplantae; Streptophyta; Magnoliopsida; Brassicales; Brassicaceae. Bases 131 to 1438 code for a protein of 435 amino acids. Gene Ontology annotation, cellular component: cytosol; nucleus. Gene Ontology annotation, biological process: protein dephosphorylation.